Molecule: messenger RNA, 861 nt
Organism: Dicrocoelium dendriticum
Lineage: Eukaryota; Metazoa; Platyhelminthes; Trematoda; Plagiorchiida; Dicrocoeliidae
Source: the annotation of a GenBank genome assembly
CCCCCUCGGCCUAUUUCUACUCACGUACCCCUAGGACACGAAGCUUUGGGGACCCUUAACCGGACGCAUACUACAGCGGAACACGGUCCCCUCGGCGCUGUCUUCCCACUUCAAGUCUACAAUUCAACAAUAUCAUAACGCACUGGCCCACCAAUUGUCAGUGCUGAAUGAGUUCGAUGAGUCGAACACUAACUGGAAUCUUCACAAGUGUGCCACAAAGAAUGCCUUUGACGCUUGCUGUGCACCCGAUUUAAAUCGUCGUAACUGUGAAUGGAUUUCUGAAGCAUCGUUCAGUUUGAUCAAGGAUCCUAAACCUGUUCCGAUGGGCGCUCAGUUCCAGCAUAUCCGUAACUCUUUGAAACGACGUCUGACAAGGAUUCAUCGAGUUGACCGGGAACGUUGGUGGAUGGCAAAGGCCCGUGAGAUGGAGAAAACCGGUGCUAUUGGGAACAGCCGAAUGCUAUUCCAACCCAUCAUGUACACGGGUCCAACAAAGCCAUCAGUUAGCGUGAUACCCGUUGAGAAAGAUGGACAGUUAAUCCCUUCUCAGCUUCAUCGACUAGCCUGUUGGAUCGAAAAUUUUGAAGAGCAGUUCAGCAGGCCUGUUGCAGCACUGCCGUUUGCCGUAUCACUUGGGUCUACGUGGGAAGUUGAUUCACGCCUUCCAGUUUGGACAAGAUUUGAUAUAAGCUUUCCGUGUUGAAACGAAAUAAGGCUCCUGGACCCGACGACCUUUCUCCAUCUUUGCUGGAAGAUGUGCGGACUCUUCGUUGACUGGACUUGCUUCACUUUUUUAUACGGUUUGGGACACUGACGAAGUGCUUUCAGACUGGCAACUGUUAAUUGUCGUGUCCAUCAUCA